UUGUUCAGGUUUUGAUGCCCUUCUUUAGAAUCAUUAAAAUUUUGUAUUGAUGUUAAAAUAACAGAAAGGAAUGGAAACUCUUCCACAAAACUAUAUAUUUCGAAUCCUGAUUCUGAAUGCCUGAAAACGUUCAUAUUUGCACGAGACCUUAUUUUAACAUUUAUUUAGAAUAUUACAAAAAGCAUUAAAUACCUACACAAUUCAUGAUAAAACAAUUAUACAUAAAAUAUCGAGACAGAACCUACUUUGAAGCGUCGCCAGGUAGUUCUUGAUCCAAGAAAAAAAUGUGAGUCCAUAAAUGUAAUCUACACGUCCCGCCCUAUAUUAUGAGCCCCCUCCACCCCAACCAUACGGUAUAAUGACCACACCCACCUGUCAAUUAGGAUUAAUACGGUCAAUAACUACGCCUAACUCUUGCGGUCACCCGAACUGUUGAACGUUUGGUUGUGUAAACCUAGAUUCAGUUGUUCACAACUAUUGGAUCCAUAAAGAGAGAAGAUUGUGGAGAAGUCUGAUCAUCAUGUUUUGCAAAAUCCUAGUUCUCAUCCUCGGAGCUCAAAACGCUCUUGGAGCUGUUUCGGAUGUAUCCAGGCUCCAAGAAGCCCAGUUAGUAGCUAGUGACGCUAACCGGCUAGAUUUACAGAAACAGAUGCUUAACUACAUUGCAGGGUAUAAUGUAUUUAAUACACAGAGAAGUAUCGUGAAGACCCACGUUUCCUUCAGUGUGAAGGAAGAGGCCGUUGAGGACUUCCUGGUUGCAGCCAAAGAGCUUGUCAGCAAGAUUAAGAAAGCUAUCGGGAAUAUUUCCUGCAACUUGUACAGAGAGCUCAACGGAAAUAACUUCGCUAUUAUAGAAGAUUGGGAGAGUGAGGCAGAUGCUGACAGGGACCGACUUGCCCCCUACGUUUUGGAAUUCCUGGACGAUUUCAAAGACGACAUUUUGUUUAGCUACAAGAAAUUCUCUCUGGUUGAUUAAUGAUUGAUGAUGAAGAAAACAACGAAACCAAAUAUUUGCAAAUGUUUAAUAAAAUUUUCAAGUUAAAACAACAAAAUUAUAUA
Eurytemora carolleeae is the source of this 1059-nucleotide messenger RNA. RefSeq lists its product as uncharacterized. The transcript is spliced from 5 exons. Bases 521 to 976 code for a protein of 151 amino acids. NCBI's taxonomy places the organism in Eukaryota, Metazoa, Arthropoda, Copepoda, Calanoida, Temoridae. The record is from RefSeq and is a predicted model, not a curated record.